Molecule: messenger RNA, 2480 nt
Organism: Ectocarpus sp. CCAP 1310/34
Lineage: Eukaryota; Phaeophyceae; Ectocarpales; Ectocarpaceae
Source: the annotation of a GenBank genome assembly
ACACACCUGCCUGGUAGACACCGUUUGUGUAGCAUACACUGCCCUGGCGAAACCACUGCACCCUCUCCAUUCCGAGCUUCCCUUUGAGCAAGUUGUUCAACAGAUUGGGCUGCUGCCCUGUUUUGCAGCAGGUACAUGACGCGUCCAAAACGCCGGAAGACUCCAUCGCGCUAGCUGCAAUACAUCUGCUAUAGCACACUCAGCACGCGUUGCAGUGAGCGACGACCAAGGGAAGAUGGACGACUGGGAGGGGGAUAUGGAGGAACAGAUUGGCUGGUUCGGUGACAUAGGGCAACAUCACCAGCAAGAUCAACAGCAGCAGCAGCAGCAGCAGCAGCAGCAGCAGCAGCAGCAACAACAGCGACAGAUGACACCUGAACAUGUAAUGCUUGCAACGGGCAACAACCACAACAGUAGCGCCGCCGCCGCCGCCGCCGCCGCCGCCGCCGCAGCAGCAGCAGCAGCAGCAGCAACAACAGCAGUCGACACCAGCUCCGCCCGCGUCGGCAUCAACAGCAACACCGAAAGCCCACCAUCAUCACCACCGCCUCCGGCACCCUUGCCCACCCCGGCAACCCACGCGUAUCUCGGAGAGGCGACCACUGGCUCCUCCUCCCUGUCGAGGAAAGAUCUGGAGGAGGGCUCGACCGUCGAGAUCCCGAUACUAGCGCUGCCGGGAGUGGUGCUGUUUCCCGGCGAGUCUCUCCCGCUGAGGUUGCACAACCCGGCCUACGCGGACUUGGUGGGCUCUUUCCUCGGUGGCGGAGCGGGCGCGGGUGGCCGUGGCGGUAGUGGUAGAGGGGGGGGGCAGCAGGCUGCGAGGCAUCUCGGUGUGGUUAACAGGCUCGAUUCGAGAAGAGGCGGGCCGCACGAAGGAGCGUCGCCGGUUGGAACGACCGCCGAGGUACGGUCGGGCCACGGCGGUUCCGCCGAGGAUGCUGCCGGUGGAGGUGAAGGCGGAGACGGUGGGGGCUUGGCGAUGAUGGCCAGGGGGCGGCAUCGCUUCCGGCUGGUGGAAGACCUGGGCUGGAGGCGGGGCGUGCGCUACUGGAAGGUGGUCAUCUGCUCGGACCAUUGCCCGGGAACGUUCCAGCCCCCGGUCCCCCGCGCGUUCCGCGAGUUCCCCGGCACCGGUCGCCGAGGCCGCCGCCGCCGCGACGGCGGAAACCACUGGACGAUGGCGGUCCCCCGCUUUGCCGUCGUCGCCAACUCUCCGGCAGUCCUUGCGGCGCGAGCGGCGUCCCUCCUGCGCGAGCAGAGGGAGCCUCUUCCGCACGGCGCUACUUCGGGGGCACCGCAGGUUGAGGAGGGGGGUGCGAGGAACGGGGGCGAAGGGGUUAGGGGGAACGUAAGAGGAGGCGGCGGGGGUGUCAGUGUUUCUUCUGCUGCCAGAGUCGAAGGAGGGGUAUCACAGGGAGGUGGGGGUAGUGGUGGUGGUUGCGAUAGCAGCGAGGACGAGGAGGAGGGGAUGCCGCGGCGGAGAGGGAAGCUAGACCCGACACUGUUUUCCUUCUGGCUGGCCGCCAACCUCCCUCUGGACGACGUCGCGAGGCAAGAGCUGCUCAUGUUGGACUCGGUCGUCAUGCGGCUCAGGGUAGAAAUAAAGCAUCUGGAGGAGAGCCGGCGAAGAGAGCUGUGCUGCGCGAGCUGCAAUAGAGGCGUCGCGUGGGAGGGGGACGUUUUCACGCUCCCCGGGGCAGAAGGCGUGGUCGGCGCGUACGUUAACCCCACGGGCUACGUCCACCAGACGGUUACCGUGCGCGACGCCCGGAACCUCGUCCUGGUGGGCAUCCCGGAAGAAGAGCACUCGUGGUUUCCUGGUUACGCAUGGACAUGCGCUUACUGCGCGUUUUGCAUGGAACACCUUGGGUGGCGUUUCACCGCGAUCAGACCGGGGAGCGGGGAACAAGAACGCCGACAGCGGCAACCACGUUCCGUACUUCUUUCCUCCGGAUCCCCACUGUCGCCCCCCGCCUCGCCGCAUGCUACCUCGUCGCUGUUGCCGUUGCCUUCUACUCCACUUGCCGGUGAGGCAAGCGGUAGCGGCGGUAGAGGCGCCCUGGGGUCUUCCGCACCUUCCUUGCCUAGGAGGAGGUGAACUUGGUGACGGCCUUGGUGCCCUCGGACACAGCGUGCUUGGCGAGCUCUCCCGGGAGCAUGAGGCGCACGGCGGUCUGGACCUCGCGGGAGGAGAGGGUCGCCUUCUUAUUGUAGCGGGUGAGCUUGCCGGACUCGCCGGCCACGCGCUCGAACACGUCGUUGAUGAACGAGUUCAUGAUGGACAUGCCGCGCUUGGAGAUACCUGUGUCGGGGUGCACCUGCUUGAGCACCUUGUAGAUGUACGAGGAGUACGACUCGGUCCUCUUGUUGGUCCUCUUCUUGUCGCCGGCCUUCUUGGGCGCCUUUGCGGACUUCUUGGAGGGAGUCUUAGCCAUGUUGCUGGUUGGUGUUUCGGGAAGGAGGUGAGAGGUGAGGGACGG